Molecule: messenger RNA, 1491 nt
Organism: Besnoitia besnoiti
Lineage: Eukaryota; Apicomplexa; Conoidasida; Eucoccidiorida; Sarcocystidae
Product: variable surface lipoprotein
Exons: 4
Coding region: 1-1491 (496 amino acids)
Molecular function (GO): protein heterodimerization activity
Source: RefSeq, a predicted model, not a curated record
AUGGCGCCCAGCCCCGCGGCGCGCGCGGAGACGGCCAACGGGGCUUCUUCUCCGUCAGAACGAAAUGGAGAGACACUCUCUUUUUCGUCGCUGCCCUGCGCUUCGGAGUCCGCAGAGGAAGCCGCGCUGUCCGCGCUCAACGCGUCGCUCGUCGUGGAGGCCCUGGAAGACCUGAAUCCUGGCGCAGAGAUAGAACCCGCUGCGGCUCGACUCGUAGGCGGCGUCCUCGACGCCUUCGUCGUGGACGUUGCCUCUCAGGCUGCGCGCCUUUGCCUCACGCGCCGCGGCUCGACUCUCCGCCGCGACGAUCUUCAGUUUGCUCUAGCUUGGAGCUUUUCAGUGCCUGUCUUCGCGACGGGGUCGGCGUCUACGGCGGGGGCUGGUAUCUGCGUGGAGCCCGAUGCAUCCUGUCCUUCGGUGGCGCGAGCUGCGUUGCCUCGGAGCAGCGACGCCGGGCGGUGGUCGAUGCAGGCCUUCGUCGCGCUGCAGGAGGAGCGCCAGCGGCGACUUUUUCAUCAGCUCUUUCUUGAGCAGCAGGAGGGCGCGAAUGGCGGCCUCGGCGCGCGCCCCGAGGGAGGCAGGAAGAUCCGCGUGCGCACACUGGGGCAGAAGAGCGCGUCACUCGCCAAGCCGGCGGCGCCCGCGCCGCAAGACGCCGCGCUUGACGGUCCUGCAAAGCGCGCGCGCGACGAUGCCGAAGAGGGCGCCGAUGGGACCCCGUCGCGCGCUAAGCGCCCGCCGGCCUCGCCUGCCCCUGCCGCCGCGGCGCCUGCAGCAGCGGGCGCAGCCGGGGGGGCGACGGCGAAGGCGCGGCAGUCUCCGUCUUCGCGGGCGGAAGGCCUUCCGAGUCGGUCCCACAGAGCGGCGCCCGCGACCCUCGCGCGGCCGCGCCGGACCCGCAGGCGGAGACCCGCGGGCGCCGGGUCUGGCGUCGGGCCUCGCGCCUUUGGCGGCGAGCCCGGCGGCCGUCGUGGCGGGCGCGUUGCCGCGGGGCGCUUCGGAUGCCUCUGCGUCUCUGCCGGCCGGCGCGGCGCUCGCCCAUCACCCCCAGGCGCCCCCUUCGCCUGCAGCGGCGCACCUGCGCCCGUUUCAUCCGGCGGCGUAUGGAGGAGGCCCCGAGGGCGCGUUCGCGCCGCGCUUCGCGGCCGGCUACUACGCCUUGCCGGCCGCCGCGCACAGCCGACCCCCCCAGCCCCCGCGGGCCUCCAGCAGCCCCUGCAGAUGCCCGAGCCCCCCCCCGGGGCUGCGUUCGCCUCGCCUGCGGUGCCUGGGGACACUACGCAGCAGCAGCCGCUCUACUUCCCCACGGCCGCGGCCGCGUAUGCUCCGCCGGCGCUGCAGCCGCACGGCGGCGCGCUAGUCCCUCCGCAGGACGUUCGCUUCUUCUCUCCCUAUCCGCCAGGCAACGCCGUCGCUGCGUCGCCCGCGAGGCCCUCGCACCCGCGCGGCGCGGGAGACGAGCCCAACCCUGCGCAGGGGAAAACGUUCUAG